This is a messenger RNA of Scutellospora calospora, 2435 nucleotides long. Lineage: Eukaryota; Fungi; Glomeromycota; Glomeromycetes; Diversisporales; Gigasporaceae. The record is from the annotation of a GenBank genome assembly.
CAGAUGAAGUUAUUACAAAUGAAAUGCCAGAUCUUGGUCUUCCAAUUAAAGAUUUUCAACAUAAUACAUGGCAUGUUACUAAUUGGAAUAAUUUAGAAAGAAUGUUAACUGGUCCCGAAUUUGAAGUUGGAGGUUGGAAAUGGCGUAUUCUGCUUUUUCCUUUCGGAAAUAAAAAUAUUAGUAAAGUCUCUAUUUAUUUGGAUUUCGCUGAUUUACAAGGUGCACAUGAUGGGUGGCACUGUUGCGUACAGUUCGUUUUAAUCUUAUCAAAUCCUGAAGAUCCGACACAAUACGUUAGUCAUUGUGCUUUUCAUCGGUUUACUGCUGAGAAUUCUGAUUGGGGUUUUGGAUCAUUUUAUGAUCAACGUAAACUUUUUAUUCCAUCCUCUGGUCGAACUCGCCCAUUAAUUGAAAAUAACUCUUGUAAUAUUACAACUCUUGUUCGUGUUCUGGAGGAUUCAACUGGUACAUUAUGGUCUGAUGUUAGAUCAUUUUCUACUGGGUAUAUUGGUUUAAACAAUGAUGGGAUAAAUACUUUCUUAAACUCGGCAAUACAAUCUCUAUAUUUUAUAAAAUAUCUUCGUAAGGCUGUAUAUCAAAUACCUAUAGAAAAAGAUAAAUCAUCCGGAAGCAUUUCCUCGGCUUUACAACGAAUUUUUUAUCAAUUAAAUUCUUUAGAUUCACCGGUUGAUAUAACGGAAUUAACUAAAUUUUUUGGUUGGAAUUUAUUUUUUAUGACUGAUGUCCGAGAGUUUAUUAGAGCAAUACAAGACGAUAUUAGAGAUAAAAUAAAGAAUACAAAAGUAGAUGACCCAAUUUCUAAACUAUUUAUGGGAACGAUGAAAAGUUAUAUUAAAUGUGUAAACGUAAAUUAUGAGUCUUUACACAUUGAAAAUUAUUAUGAUAUUCAACUUAGCGUCAAAGGAUGCAAAACUCUAGAUGAAUCUUUAAUGAAAUAUACUCAUGAAGAUAUUUUAGAUAAAGAUAAUAAAUAUAAUGCUGAAGGUUAUGGUUUGCAAGUUGCUAAAAAAAGUGUAAUAUUUGAAAGUUUUCCGCCUGUAUUACACAUAUAUUUAGAUCGGUUUGAUUAUGAUGUGAAAAGUAACCUUAUGUUAAAUAAUCGUUUUGAAUUUCCAUUGGAAAUUGAUUUGCAAAAAUAUUUAUCACCGGAUGCAGAUAAAUCGAAAUCACAUAAAUAUUUACUACAUGGUGUACUUAUUCGCGAUAAUGCAAUUGAUGGAGAAGAUCAUCAUUUCGCAUUUCUGAAGCCAGAAAAGAAUCAUGGAUGGGUAAAAUUUGAUGAUGAUAAAGUAACAUCAGUAUCGGUUAAAGAAAUGCUCGAUAUUAGUUACGGUGCAGAAGAUAACAAAUUUAAAGAUGCAUAUAUGCUAGUGUAUAUUCGUGAAUCUGAUAUUGAUGAGAUUUUAUAUCCAAUACUACCUAAGGAUGUGAAACAAAGCCGUUACUUACUUGAAGAAUUUGAACAAGCAAGAAAAGAAUUAGGUGAAAGUUGCCUAUAUUUAAAAACAUGGACAUUUAAGAAACAUAAUGGAUUUGACCUUACUAAUUUUAAUAAUCAGCAACAUCCAUUAUCUGAAAUUCCUCAAUUUAAAAUUUUAAGGGAUGACACCUUUAUUACUUUUAAAAAGAAAGUUGCUAAAAAGUUUAAACUUCCCGUUGAUAAAAUAAGAUUCUGGUUCUCUGCAACUCGACAAAAUAAAACUAUUAGACCAUAUGAACUCAUAACUGACGAUUAUCUUACAGAAACAAUGGAAACCAUUAAAACAACAAUGGGUUAUAAUGAGCUGAAAUUAUAUAUGGAGAUAUUUGAGAAACCAAUAAAUAACAUGUCUUCACAUGAUAGUGAGACAUCGCCAAUUAUUAUUUUUCUUAAAUAUUUUGAUCCAGAUAUACAAUCAUUAGACAGAAGUCUUGGCCAGUUAUAUGUUCAAGAAGAAAGUAAUGUUGGUGAGAUUUUUCCUAUUUUAUGCAAGAAAAAACAAUUCCCUCCAAAUACUCCUAUAAAUGUAUAUGAGAUAAAACCAGAUAGAAUUGAUAAAAUGUAUCCAGAAAAUACUUUUAAAAUAUCAGAGAUAAUAAAUGGCGAUAUAAUCUGUUUUCAAAAGGAAUUGACAGAUAAAGAGAUCCAAGAACAUGUUUCUGCGGGUCGACUACAUAGUAUUCCACAAUUUUAUGAUGCAUUAUCAAAAAAUGUUGUCGUUCAAUUCAGGUCAAAAUUCGGUUAUAAAAGUUUUAUUCCUGAAUUUAGUUUGAUUUUAAAUAAAUCUAUGACCUAUGAAGUUGUUAUUAAUCAAGUCUCUACUUAUCUUAAUAUCGAUCCUUCAUGUUUACUUUUAACAUCAAUCUAUUUUGAUAAUAUUGAUAAAAUGACAUUAUCAGAAAUGCUUCAGUUUUCAUCAAACCUAUAUUAUGAA